This is a messenger RNA of Rhinichthys klamathensis goyatoka, 2808 nucleotides long. It is a transcript of the gene asic1b, whose product is annotated as acid-sensing (proton-gated) ion channel 1b. The coding region runs from base 39 to 1628 and encodes 529 amino acids. NCBI's taxonomy places the organism in Eukaryota, Metazoa, Chordata, Actinopteri, Cypriniformes, Leuciscidae. The transcript is spliced from 10 exons. Gene Ontology annotation, cellular component: membrane. Gene Ontology annotation, biological process: sodium ion transmembrane transport. The record is from RefSeq and is a predicted model, not a curated record.
AUUUCAUUUCACUAUUGACCAGUUUUUGGUUUAACACCAUGGUACGAAUCACAUGCACCAUCUCCUUCAGCACAGACAACGAGCCGGACGGCCGCUCGCACGAAGACAGCUUCGACGACCACUACAAGCGAGUGGGGUGGUCGAGAGAUGGCGAGCAUGCCAAGUACCAGGAGGAAGGCGAAGAUUUGGAAGCGUACGACGGGCCGGAAGACGAAGAGGCACCCGACCUCAGCCUCACCACUUUUUUUGGCGGCUGCUCCCUCCACGGCGGCAACCACGUCUUUGUGGAGGACAAGCUAAGCGUCCGCCGGGUCAUGUGGACGGUGGUCUUCCUGCUGGCGGUCUCCAUGUUCCUCAAGCAGGUGGUGGACCGCAUCAUCUAUUACCUGCAGUACGACUAUAUCACCCAGCUGGAUGAGCGCAACGCCAAGAACAUGAUAUUCCCCGCCAUCACGCUCUGCAACAUCAACACGUUCCGGCGCUCGCAGAUGAGCUACAGCGACCUGCUCUUCAUGGGGCCACUGCUGGGAUACGAGGACAACAUGGCGCCGGGAAUCCCUCUGGCCCCGGAGCCCGACAGGCAAGGGUCUCGAUUCAGCCUCGCAGAGUUCUUCAACCGGACCCGUCACCGCAUGGACGAUAUGCUGCUGGAGUGCAACUUCGCUGGGAAGGAGUGCGGUCCAGAACACUGGAGAGAGAUCUUCACACGCUAUGGAAAAUGCUACACCUUCAACUCGGGACAGGACGGACGGCCACUGCUGGUCACUAUGAAGGGAGGGAUGGGUAAUGGUCUGGAGCUGAUGCUGGACAUCCAGCAGGACGAGUACCUGCCCGUGUGGGGAGAGACCGAUGAGACGUCGUUCGAGGCAGGAAUCAAAGUCCAGAUCCACACGCAGGAUGAACCGCCUUUCAUCGAUCAGCUGGGAUUCGGAGUGGCUCCAGGCUUCCAGACGUUCGUCUCCUGCCAAGAACAGCGGCUGACGUAUCUUCCUCCUCCGUGGGGCGACUGCAAGUCUACGCCCAUGGACUCUGAAUUCUUCAGCACAUACAGUAUCACCGCCUGCCGCAUCGACUGCGAGACGCGCUAUCUGGUGGAGAACUGCAACUGCCGCAUGGUGCACAUGCCCGGAGACGCUCCAUAUUGCACCCCGGAGCAGUAUAAGGAAUGUGCAGAUCCAGCUCUAGAUUUUCUGGUGGAGAGAGACAAUGAUUACUGCGUGUGCGAGACGCCUUGCAACAUGACGCGCUAUGGCAAAGAGCUGUCGUUUGUCAAGAUCCCCAGCAAAGCCUCCGCCAAAUACCUGGCCAAGAAGUACAACAAGUCGGAGCAGUACAUUGCAGAAAACAUCAUGGUGUUGGACAUCUUCUUCGAGGCCUUGAACUACGAGACCAUCGAGCAGAAGAAAGCCUACGAGUUAGCCGGCCUUCUCGGUGACAUUGGAGGACAGAUGGGGCUGUUUAUCGGGGCCAGUAUCUUAACCGUCCUGGAGCUCUUUGACUAUCUUUAUGAGGUGAUCAAGUUCAAACUGUGUCGCUGCGCCAAGAAGAAACACCAGCGGAGAGACAACAAUGAGCGAGGAGCUGUUCUCAGCCUGGACGACGUGAAGCGUCACGUCAGCACCCUGUGACAACCUUCGUACCCCGUCAACCUACCCAGCCAACAUGCUACCUCACCAUCCUGGCCAGGGCAACUUCGAGGACUUCACUUGCUGAGCUUAAAGCCAGAGCAGCCUGUCUGACAGAGAACAACCAAAGCCGAUCACAUCAGUACGGACUCCAUUCACAACCGGACAUUACAGAGAAACCUUCUGGAUCUGCUACACACGGGAAAACCACCAUGUCCUGAGAUAUAACCUGACAUCGGAGGAACGGUACCAACCAACAAACUAUAUGUUCACUAACGCGUUACAUGGAAAUGUGCAAAACUUUUGAUGUUUUUUGAAGAAUUUAAAGGAAAUACUGCCUCAAAAACAAAACUCCUUGAAGCCUCGUAAAUGUGGAGCGAUUACCCCACGCCAAAAUUACACAUAAUGUGACUCGGACAUCGAAUAGCUUCUCGCAGCUGGACCUUGAUGCCUUUUGUGUACAUAGUGACGGCUCGAAACUGUCUUCAGACCAGUGGCUUAUGUAGAUCAGUAGAUAAAUAUAGCGCUUACUCACUGUAUGUAGCCUCAUUAGUCCCAUCUGCUGGAUCGAUUCUGUAUCUCACGAGUAUGUAACUUCCCGAACAAGGUGACCAUUACAUGCGUCACGGGGGGGUUUCGGGACGCUGGAGGGUUCGGGUCCCAUAUGACAUUGUGUUACAGGUCUCAUCUUGUAAAUGCAUGCUGGUCGUCCUGUGCAUGUUUUUAUUUUGAUUUCGAUUUCAUUAUUACUAUCGCCAAGCUUGCCUCAAUUAUAUACAGGUGUUGGAAGAUGGUGUAAAGUUUGUGUAAGUGUGUAUAUGUGUGCGUGUGCAGGUUCUGCUGUUCUUGUGGGGAUGACAUUUCUCCGUGACCCCAGAAGAAUAGCAAGCUGACAAAAGCACCUUGUGAGAACAUCUCUACAAGGAUACAACGGUUCAAAAAGAAACGAAACAAUGUAUAAAUUCAUAUCUAAAAAUGCCAAAAAGUUUUAUUUUACGUUCAGGAUUAGUUUGGUAUUUGACAAACAAACAAUAGAUGUGAAUGGAAAGUCCUCAAAAGGAUACAGUGGCCCCAAAAGAUGUUGUGACACUCGAGUUACUCUUACUAAUGCGUGAGAAUAGUUGCAUUAGAAAGCAGUUGCGCAUCUCAAAUGCUGCAGGGUCGUUUUCUCUUUACUCGUGUU